CCAACCAUAGCCAGACGUACUCUGCAGUCGAAGUCUUGAUAUUCAUGCUAUUUCUCUCUCAGUAUCAUCUCUCUAUCUUUCUCAACACACCUCCAUAGCUCGUCCUCAAGACGCUUAGUUAUCCAUCUAUAUCUCUACCCUUUUCACCCUCGUAAUACUAUACACACAGAAACGUUUUCACAGUUAAACAAAUCUUCACAGAAAUGGGGUUUCUAACUCGACUUUUAGUUUUCAUAUCACUCUUCACCGGUUUGGUCUCUGGAUUUGCUCUGCAAAAGCUUCCUCUUAUACAGUUUGACGAAGGUUACACACAGCUAUUUGGUGACCAGAAUCUGAUUGUUCACCGAGACGGAAAAUCAGUCCGGUUAAUACUUGAUGAGAGAACCGGCUCUGGUUUUGUCUCAAAUGAUAUUUACUUACAUGGGUUCUUCAGUUCUUCUAUCAAAUUGCCAGCAGAUUACUCUGCAGGAGUUGUUAUCGCCUUUUAUCUGUCAAAUGGAGACAUCUAUGAGAAGAAUCAUGAUGAGAUUGAUUUUGAGUUUCUCGGGAACAUCAGAGGCAAAGAAUGGAGGAUUCAGACCAACAUAUACGGUAAUGGAAGCACGCAUUUGGGCAGAGAAGAAAGAUACAAUCUUUGGUUCGACCCAACAGAAGAUUUCCACCGAUACAGUAUCCUCUGGUCCCCCUCUCACAUCAUAUUUUACGUAGACAAUAUUCCGAUCAGAGAGGUCAAACGUACGGCGUCAAUGGGCGGUGACUUCCCGGCGAAGCCAAUGUCUUUAUACGCAACCAUAUGGGAUGGCUCCAAAUGGGCGACCAACGGUGGCAAAUACGGUGUAAAUUACAAAUUUGCCCCUUACGUCGCUCAGUUCACCGAUAUGAUCCUCCACGGCUGCGCCGUUGACCCUAUUGAGAAGGUUCUGAGCUGCCAAGACGGAGCGGCAGAGGAUCUCCGGCUAGCGUCGGAGAUAACAGAGUCUCAGAGGAAGAAAAUGGACAGUUUGCGGCGGAAACACAUGACUUAUUCGUAUUGCUACGACCGUACGAGGUACAAGGUGGCUUUGCCGGAAUGUGUGGUGAACCAGGAGGAGGCUAAGCGUCUUAGGGUCUAUGAUCCGGUAACGUUCGGUGGGAUCCCUCACCACCACCGUCAUGGGAAGCACCGGAGCAAGAGCCGCCAGUCGAUAUGAUUUGGUGGUGUGUAUUAUUUUAGCUAGAGGGUUUUUUUUGGCAUUUUCUAUCUUGUAUAGGAAUAUAAACUAUGGACUGAACGAUGGAAUGACAGUACUCAGAUAUUUUUAUUUACCCCCACUAAAAAUUGUCGUGAAACAUAAUAAUAAAUAUAUUUUGAAUA
Molecule: messenger RNA, 1354 nt
Organism: Raphanus sativus (radish)
Lineage: Eukaryota; Viridiplantae; Streptophyta; Magnoliopsida; Brassicales; Brassicaceae
Product: probable xyloglucan endotransglucosylase/hydrolase protein 28
Exons: 4
Coding region: 204-1190 (328 amino acids)
Biological process (GO): cell wall biogenesis; xyloglucan metabolic process
Cellular component (GO): cell wall; apoplast
Molecular function (GO): hydrolase activity, hydrolyzing O-glycosyl compounds; xyloglucan:xyloglucosyl transferase activity
Source: RefSeq, a predicted model, not a curated record